CAGAGAAGACUCGGGGGCCAUUUUGUGAAGAGGCGAAGACUGAGCGAUUGCGACCGCGUUGCCGACCUCGAGCAGCAAUCGGCUUCUCCACGUAGAACCCAGGGGUAGGAGAUUCAGAAUCGAAUCUCUUCUCCCUUCCCCCUCCUGGUUACAAAUCACUUGAAAUAAAUAAGUUAGUGGAACUUGCUUGAGGGCAGCAAGGCGAACCCCAUCCCUACUCACUGGAGCUCAGCUUUGAUUUUUAACCUCUCUUCCCCACCCUUCCAGAACACACACAUUCCCAUUCCAAAAUUGAUUUUAUAAAGACAUUUUAAACAUAAUGAUGCAACUUGGUGUGCACUACGGCAAAUUUACAGGUGUUUUUUUUUUUUCAAUUGUUUCCAAAAACGGGACUUGGAUUUAAGAUGUAAUUUUUAAAUUUCUAUUUCUAUUUUUUCUGCAGCAAUUGGGUUAGAGGAGGAGGAGCCUUUUAGCCUCUCAUAAACUGACCUCUCUACUUCCUCGUGUAUUUUUAAGAUUGAUUGAUGAUGUGGAAAGGGCUUUGCUUGUCUGCUACUGAGAACUUUACCCUUGCGGUUUUUGUGGAAACUGCUUUUGGAAAGAGAAAAGAAAUGAACUUUACUGACUUGACAUUUUUGCACCUCCCGUUUUUCUAAUCUGGGCUAUUUUUAUUUUUGUUUUUUUACAGUGAGAUUUUUUUGAUCUUCAGCUACAAAAGCCAUCCCCCUCCUGUUUCCCUUGAAAUCCCAUCCUGCUUGUCCUGUACACUACCCGUCACAAACCACAAGCUGCAGCAACACGGAUGCCCAGCCUGGAGCAGCAGCAGCCAGGAUGACCUGGAGCCAGGGGGGCCUUCGGAACAGAUGCACACCCUUCCUGGGUGAUGUUUUUCAGCUUUGUGAGGCACCGUAUCAUCAAAGACAAUGGCCAGCAAUGUUACCAACAAGACGGAUCCUCGCUCCAUGAACUCUCGUGUAUUCAUUGGGAAUCUCAAUACCCUUGUGGUCAAGAAAUCUGACGUGGAGGCAAUCUUCUCAAAAUACGGCAAAAUCGUGGGUUGCUCUGUUCAUAAGGGCUUUGCCUUCGUUCAGUAUGUUAAUGAGAGAAAUGCCCGGGCUGCUGUGGCAGGAGAGGAUGGCAGAAUGAUUGCUGGCCAGGUUUUAGAUAUUAAUCUGGCUGCAGAGCCAAAAGUGAACCGAGGAAAAGCAGGUGUGAAGCGAUCUGCAGCGGAGAUGUACGGGUCAGUACCAGAACACCCUUCUCCGUCCCCUCUACUCAGCUCAUCUUUUGACUUGGACUAUGACUUUCAACGGGAUUAUUACGACAGAAUGUACAGUUACCCAGCACGUGUUCCUCCUCCUCCUCCUAUUGCUCGGGCUGUAGUGCCCUCAAAACGCCAGCGUGUAUCAGGAAACACCUCACGAAGGGGCAAAAGUGGCUUCAAUUCUAAAAGUGGACAGCGGGGAUCUUCUUCUAAGUCCGGAAAGUUGAAAGGAGAUGACCUUCAGACCAUUAAGAAGGAGUUAACCCAGAUAAAACAAAAAGUGGAUUCUUUACUGGAAAGCCUGGAAAAAAUUGAAAAGGAGCAGAGCAAACAAGGAGUAGAGAUGAAGAAUGAUAAGUCAGAAGAGGAGCAGAGCAGCAGCUCCCUGAAGAAAGAUGAGACUAAUGUGAAGAUGGAGUCUGAGGGGGGUGCAGAUGACUCUGCUGAGGAGGGGGACCUACUGGAUGAUGAUGAUAAUGAAGAUCGGGGGGAUGACCAGCUGGAGUUGAUCAAGGAUGAUGAAAAAGAGGCUGAGGAAGGAGAGGAUGACAGAGACAGCGCCAAUGGCGAGGAUGACUCUUAAGCACAUAGCGGGGUUUAGAAAUCUUGUCCCAUUAUUUCUUUACCUAGGCGCUUGUCUAAGAUCAAAAUUUUCACCAGAUCCUCUCCCCUAGUAUCUUCAGCACAUGCUCACUGUUCUCCCCAUCCUUGUCCUUCCCAUGUUCAUUAAUUCAUAUUGCCCUGCGCCUAGUCCCAUUUUCACUUCCUUUGACCCUCCUAGUAGUUACGUUAAGUCUUACCCUGUAAUUUUUGCUUUUAAUUUUGAUACCUCUUUAUGACUUAACAAUAAAAAGGAUGUAUGGUUUUUA
This is a messenger RNA of Dama dama (fallow deer), 2133 nucleotides long. It is a transcript of the gene HNRNPC, whose product is annotated as heterogeneous nuclear ribonucleoprotein C. Bases 924 to 1847 code for a protein of 307 amino acids. Lineage: Eukaryota; Metazoa; Chordata; Mammalia; Artiodactyla; Cervidae. Gene Ontology annotation, cellular component: nucleus. The record is from RefSeq and is a predicted model, not a curated record. Gene Ontology annotation, molecular function: RNA binding. The transcript has 11 exons.